AUGUUCGCACACUAUUAUAUUUUAUUUAUUAUAUUUUCAGGUAAUUUGGGCGAUGGAUUUUUUGAACAAGUGACUUUUACGGAAGAGCUUGGUUCUGAAAACAAAGUUACACCGGAUUCUCACAUAAUAUUUUAUCUGUCAAUCCACAUUCCGUUCCUGUGUACGUAUCGGUUAACUAUCGAUCUAUCGAUCAUGUUCAAGUGCGUCCACAUCUCAAAGUUCCAUCUGGUGAAACCCAACAUGACCAUGAUGGAGAUUUUCGACAUGAACAAGGUGCUAUGUCUUUUGGUCAUAGCUAGGUCCUUCCACACAAUAUUUGGAAACCUAGAAAAGAAAAUCCAUGGACCAGGCACUAAAUCCAGCGACAAAUGAAUAGACACAAAUUACAAGUCUCAGACUCCAAGUUGAAUAGAAAGAGCUCAUAGACGUCUAUCUAGCGAAUGAAAAGGCUCACGAACAUGGAAGAGUAAAAAUAAUAUUUACGAACGAUUUUCUUGAAUGGAGGCAACUAAAUCUCCUGUCUACUUCGAUAAUAUGAAUGCGAGGAAUUUUGAUAUCAUUUGCGAAUACGAAUCGAGACAUUUUUAUACGCGAAUGUGACAUAUUUAAAGCUCUCAAAUGAAGUGAUUAUGUUCUUUUUAUAUUUAAGAAUGCAAGAAGUGUGUAUAUGCAGUAAAGUAUUCUUGAAUGA
This is a messenger RNA of Acanthoscelides obtectus, 691 nucleotides long. NCBI's taxonomy places the organism in Eukaryota, Metazoa, Arthropoda, Insecta, Coleoptera, Chrysomelidae. The record is from the annotation of a GenBank genome assembly.